This is a messenger RNA of Arachis duranensis, 670 nucleotides long. RefSeq lists its product as uncharacterized. The record is from RefSeq and is a predicted model, not a curated record. Lineage: Eukaryota; Viridiplantae; Streptophyta; Magnoliopsida; Fabales; Fabaceae. Bases 202 to 639 code for a protein of 145 amino acids. The transcript is spliced from 3 exons.
AGCUUAACUCAAGUGAUGUUGAAGUGGGACCAGACUCUUAAAUGUCUCUAACGUUUAAAGGAGAAUGCAAGUUAGCAGACACAUAAAAAAUUCACCCUUGUUUUCUCCAAAACAAUUCUUAUAUUUUUAGCUCUGUUUUCUCUCUGAGACUGUGACCAUCAAUUUGCCAUCAGCUUCUCCUGUGAAGGACAGAGAGACGCCAUGGUUGCAGAGAAUGAUGAGAUGGCUAUUGGUAUUGGAUGGCCACUUGGGCUUGGCUUCUUCAAUAUGAGACUUAGAGUUGUGGAUUCUCUUCCAUCUGCUUAUUCAGUUGCACCAUACUCAUUGCACAUACCAUCCACCAGUUUCUCUUCAUUCUCAUCCUCUAAUCUAGAUACUGAGUCGUCGGCUUCGUUCUUUCAAGACAAGAGUGUGUCUCUUGCUCAGCUAAUUGGAGCUACACAAGGAGACAGAGAAAGCUUGUACUUGUCAAACUCAAUGAGGUUGGAAGAAGAGAGGCAGAAGAAACUGGCAAAGGGUUCUUACAAUGGCUCUGAAGAACAAAGUGUGGAGGAUAUGUGUAGAGGCAUUUGCAUUCCCAUAUUGCUUCAUACCCUUCAAAGAAUUAGCAAUAGGACUAAGAAGACUUCAAGGAACUAACACAUUACCAAAUAUAUCUACUUCUCUACCA